Molecule: messenger RNA, 3435 nt
Organism: Effrenium voratum
Lineage: Eukaryota; Dinophyceae; Suessiales; Symbiodiniaceae
Source: the annotation of a GenBank genome assembly
AUGUGCCUCUGCCUUCUCGGGAUUGCAUUGGCGCUGCUCGUGCAGCCGAGCACGGCCUGGGUCUUGGGACACAUUUUUUUCGAAGGUUUUCGGGUUUCAGGAGUCCCUUGUCGCCGCCGCCCAGGACUUUGCUCGAGGAGUUCCUGGGCUGAAGGAGCAAAACGGCACCCGUUGCAUGCCGGAGUCGCUCGGCGCGCCGGGGCUGCGCAAGAGGACAACAGUGGCCAGGACCGGCUCGAUCUCGAGGAGGUGGUCGCAGAAGCCAAACGGGUUGUGGACAACGGCACGCUGAAAGACAUGCAAGUGGUCAUGCGAAGAGUGCAGCUGGUAGAUCCAGCAGGGAAGUGGAAGGUUUGGGUUAAUGAGCCCGAAUUGGAGAAGCAGCUACGGAAGUUUGUGGCAGAGGCCAAAGCAGCCAAAACGGCAUUGGAGGAGGACCUGCUCCUGGCGCGACAGCAGCGGAAGACGGGCCAGCGGCAGGUUGAGAGCGCCCAGCGGCAGGACUCGGGCAAUGCGACAAAGGUGCAGGAGGCCAAGGAGGAGGUGGAGAAGGCGGAGAGGAAGGUGGAGAGGGCGGAGAGGAAGGUGGAGAGGGCGAAGAAGGAGGUCCAGGAGGCGAAGAAGGAGGUGGAGAAGGCGAAGAAGGAGGUCAAGGAGGCGAAGGCAAGCGGCCGGACGAAGGAGUCCGAGGCGUCCGCCUCGAGUAGCCUCAAGUGGGUCGUGGACGCCAAGGACACGGCAUUUGCCAACGAGCUGCGCAUGGCUCAGCCGCUGACGGCUCUGGACUGCGCUGAUGAGAAUUUCACCGACGUAGAGUCCGCAGAAGAUGCCGGUAUCGAGAUCUUCCCGUUGAACGCCAGCUUGGAUCCGAAAGAAGCCAAGCCAUGGCUCUUCGUUCGAAAGCAGCAACGAGAGGUCUGGCAGGCGGCCUUCAAUGCGUCGCAGGAUGUGGUGGUGACCGGCUCGCCCGGCAUCGGCAAAUCCUUCUCCAUGUCCUUCUUGUUCCGCGACCUCAUGAAAGCAAAGAAGACCUUUGUCUUCGAAGCACGCAGGUGGAACAUGGUGUACUUGUUCAAGCCGCGCACCGACGGCACCUACGAGGUCGGCAGCAUGCAACUGGAAGACUGGAAACCGGCAGCGUGUGACGAGCUGAGAGUCCCUGCGAACUACUAUGUCAUCGACCCCGGCGAGGCUGAAAAGGGAGGCGUCUGCUUCGUAGCGGCCAAGACUGUCAUUUGCCCGUCACCGGAUCCGCAGCACCUUGGAGAGUUCAAGAAGCUCCCCAAAUGCAAACUGUACAUGGCAGCUUGCUCCUUGCAGGAGGCCCAGUGCAUAGUCAAGUACCUCCGCCCCAACUUCGACCAGAACCAGGUGGAAGAGCUCUACAGGCGAUUUGGUGGUAUUCUUCGACACCUGAUUGGCGACCCUAAGGAGGUGGAGAUGGCUCGCAAUGCAACCCUGUCGAACCAGAACUUGGUCAGGCAAGUUUGGACAUCGGGCAUCAUUGAUCAGGGACGUGAUUUGAAGCCUGCGCACUGGCUCUUCCAGAUAGUGCCGGAAAACGGUUGCACCAGCAGCAGGGUUGAGUUUGUUAGCGAAGAGGCACUCGACCUCACCAUUCACGAGUAUGAGGCGGAGCUGGCUGACCUUUUGACAUCGUUUGAUCCGCUUGCAAAGCCCGUCCUCGGAGUUCUCUACGAACGCUUCGCCCACCAAGUGCUCUGCCGGGGGACGUUGCUGCUGACGCGGCUGGCCAACGUCACCGUUCCCAUGUUCGAGAUGCAGCUUCCACCACUCGAUGAAGAGGUGGUGGACGGCAGCAUCGCCGAUCUUUUCACAGCUGCCACCACUGGGCAGCUACGAUACAUGCGGCCCAGAGAUGUGGGCCUGCCGGUCAUUGAUUCAUGCCUGGCUCCUGUUGAGGACGGCGUGAUGACAUGCUUCCAGAUCACCGUCAGCGCAAAACACUCCCUGGAUCUUGUCGCCUUGGAGAAUGCUGCACGGGGUCUUGACAUCGCCAAGAUUGUUAUUUACUGGGUCGUUCCCAGAGACAGCUUUCGAGAGUUCAACCGCAAGCAGACGUUCGGGCCUCAACUUGUAUUCGAGCAGCGCGUCCUUUCGCUCGCUGCUCCCCGCAAUCCCUUUACCGAGCAGGAGAUGCAAGAACGGUUGCAGAAGGCUGAGCUCUCUAAGCUUACCACAGGAGACGAGCAGCUCCUCAAGCAAGAGAUUGAUGACCUGAAGCUCCGGUACUUGGUUAUGAAAUCUUUCGAAGAACAAGAUGUCAAGGACAUAAUGAAUAAGGUGUUAAAAGAAGGGAAAAGAGCGAAAAACCAGGAUCCCGUGGCUCUGCGCGCAGCACGAGCUUGGGAUAAGAUUGUUGCCUGUAUGGCUUGGACGAAAAAGAGAGGCGAGUGCAAGCUUGCAGCGUAGGUGCCAGCCUAAUCUGCAGUGUCGAUCACGUUGCCAGGCCUGAUCAGCCCGGGCGUGCACUUUUGCUUGGCCGGAUUUUGCGUUACUCGACGAAAAGCGUGUGCCCCACAGUUGGCCGGUGGAUUUGCUUUCCACUGCUUUAGAACAGCGCGAAUCAUGAUUUCAUGUCGCAUAUCUUUAUCUUGACAUUCAGCGCACUCAGGCUCUCGACACAUGGAGUUUUUGCAUAGAGUUUGCUGCAAGCUGGACCAUCACACUGACACGACAAUGCAGCACUCAUCGUCAGAAUAUCGCUCUUUCGGUUCAAGUCUGCAGCACACAUCUGCGUGUUGGAGUUCCGGUUCGAGUCGGCGCGCAUCGGUGAAAUUUCGAAUGCGGCUUGAAGGAAGCUUUAGAAGAGAGUUGAAGGGGAACUUGAGAAAGAAGACUUCUCAAAAUUGAAUUCGAGGAAGGUUAGAGGGUUCAGCCAUGGCCCUAGCGUGGCAAAACUUUGUCAGGAUGACUCCCAAUGGAUUUACAUUUGCUGGUGUGUGUCGCAGGGUUUCCCUCCCGUGGCAAAACCCCGUCCAUGAGCUGGACUAUGCCCGACAGAAAUUCCUGGCCACUGCAAUCGAUGACACCGAAAAAGAUGAACUGACAGACUUGCUUGGCGAGGUCCGAUCUGUGCCAUUGAUGGCAUACACAGCAGCAGUGUGGAAGGACGAACAGUCCAAGAUUGACACGCAAAAACGAGUAAACAUGAAGUUGAGAGAUGAGUUUGUGACGGAGAUGACCCCUUUGCUGGGGGACCCAAGUUGGUCCAAUCCACAACGUUUGCAGUACAUCCGAGACUUGGCCAUUGGUCAGGCAACCUCUGACCCAGCAGACUUUUUUGAUGAGACCGUGUACGACUGCUUCUUCAAGCCAUAUAUUUAUGAGGCAGACGGCAAGUUUUCCUUUGCAAGCAACCCGUGGACUGUUUGCGUAGCAUACUGCGUAGACGCGAGCGGGACACUGCUGAAA